Messenger RNA from Malania oleifera, 856 nucleotides. RefSeq names its product small ribosomal subunit protein uS12-like. Gene Ontology annotation, cellular component: cytosolic small ribosomal subunit; ribosome. Bases 237 to 665 code for a protein of 142 amino acids. Gene Ontology annotation, biological process: translation. NCBI's taxonomy places the organism in Eukaryota, Viridiplantae, Streptophyta, Magnoliopsida, Santalales, Ximeniaceae. The transcript has 3 exons. The record is from RefSeq and is a predicted model, not a curated record. Gene Ontology annotation, molecular function: structural constituent of ribosome.
AUUCCCAACCGUCAGAUGCAUAUCGCGUGGUGUGCAAAAAGAAUUUGGAUGUCCCCGGGGACCGUGUUGCAAAAUCCUGAAGGCAACCCUAAUUUUCCGAUUCAAACAGCUCAACCAGCUCAGAUUCGGUAUAUAUACUACAAGCAGAAAGCUUCCGUAGGGGUUGGCUGCCCCUCUCUCCCAUCCUUCUGCGCGAGUGUGCUUCUCCAGCUGAAGAACAACUUCAAUCAAUAACCAUGGGGAAGACUCGUGGAAUGGGAGCUGGUCGUAAGCUGAAGUCACACCGCAGAUUGCAGAGGUGGGCUGACAAAGCUUAUAAGAAGUCCCAUCUUGGGAAUGAGUGGAAAAAGCCAUUUGCCGGGUCAUCCCAUGCGAAAGGCAUUGUUUUGGAAAAGAUUGGAAUUGAGGCUAAGCAGCCUAACUCUGCCAUCAGGAAGUGUGCUCGUGUUCAGCUUAUUAAGAAUGGAAAGAAGAUUGCUGCAUUUGUGCCCAAUGAUGGUUGCUUAAACUAUAUUGAGGAGAAUGAUGAAGUGCUGAUUGCAGGAUUCGGACGGAAGGGGCAUGCCGUUGGUGAUAUUCCCGGAGUAAGAUUCAAGGUUGUAAAGGUUUCUGGUGUCUCUCUUUUGGCCCUCUUCAAGGAAAAGAAGGAGAAGCCAAGAUCUUAGGUUUAUUGCCGUGGGUAGGGAUUCCUUAUUUUGUACUUCUACCAAUGUCAAUGCGUGGUUAGUUUCAUGUUCGGUGAAGUGGACAAGUUUUCAUCAUUUUUUGAGUUCACCAAUUUAUGUGGUACGUUUUAUCUGUCUGUUUUGUUGACUGGGCGACUUGACAAAUAUUUUAUUAAAAAUCUUUAUGUAAA